AUGAAGGAAAUAGCAAGAAGCUACCUGUGGUGGCCGAGCAUGGACAAACAGAUUGAGGACAUGGCAAAAAGUUGUUCAUUUUGCCACAAAGUCAGAAGUAACCCACCACUGGCUCCCCUUCACCCCUGGGAAUAUCCACAGGAGCCAUGGCAUCGUGUGCACAUUGAUUUUGCAGGACCAUUUGAAGAUAGGAUGUUCCUUGUAGCUGUUGAUGCACACAGUAAAUGGCCUGAGGUGGUGAUCAUGAGAUCAACUACCACUGAAAAGACAAUUGAGAAGCUAGGAGAAAUGUUUAGUCCUUUUGGAUCUCCAACACAGCUGGUCUCUGACAAUGGACCACAACUUGUCUCUCAAGAGAUGAGUGCAUUUCUACAAGCUAAUGGAGUGCAACACAUUAAGUCAGCACCCUAUCACCCUGCAACAAACGGCCUUGCUGAGAGGUUUGUUCAGACCCUGAAACAUGCGCUUAAAACAUCACAAGGGCAAGGAACAUUACAUCAGAGACUGCAUAACUUCCUGCUAAACUACCGCAACAGUCCCCAUGCCACCACAAAGAUGUCUCCGGCCAGCCUAAUGCUAAAGAGAGAUCUGCGCACCACCUUUGACCUUUUAAAGCCCUUAGCCGUAAAAGACACUGUUCAUGGUCAACAACAAAAACAGAUUAAGCGCAGAGAACAACAUGCCAAUGACAGAGUUUUCACUGCAGGAGGAUCUGUGCUGGUGAGAAAUUACCGUGGUGAACCUAAGUGGGUCCCUGCCACUGUUAUUGCCCAAACCGGACCUGUGUCCUAUACAGUCCAAACUACUGAUAGUGUCUGGAGAAGACACGUGGACCAACAACUCCAUACUCCAUCUGUGCCUGCAGAGCUGUCUCGAGGAGAAUCUUCAGAUCCAUCUCCAUCAGUGCACCCUCCAGCACUAGUGCGGAACCCAGCCACAGCAGAGACCAAGAUUCCAGCUGCAGAUAUGCCUGCAGAAGGGACAGAGACACCCCCUUGUGCAUCAGCACCUGUAACAAGUUCACCACUACAGAACACUACUGUUCCCACAGACCGCAGAUACCCUGCAAGAGAGCGACGACCUCCCAUCCGUCUGACUUUGUAG
Amphiprion ocellaris (clown anemonefish) is the source of this 1104-nucleotide messenger RNA. RefSeq lists its product as uncharacterized. The coding region runs from base 1 to 1104 and encodes 367 amino acids. Gene Ontology annotation, molecular function: nucleic acid binding. The record is from RefSeq and is a predicted model, not a curated record. NCBI's taxonomy places the organism in Eukaryota, Metazoa, Chordata, Actinopteri, Pomacentridae. The transcript has a single exon. Gene Ontology annotation, biological process: DNA integration.